AUGGUAGCGCUUAUCCGCGGUAAGAAUUGGGGCCUCUCGGUGGAUGGUUUCCCCGCAGUCGCUGCAGCUGUUCAACAGCUUCCCCACACUUCGGAGCUUCCUCAAUUCAUCCUUCUCGCUUUCCAAAAUCAUUUCCUCUUGGGAUAUUCCGCUAGUUCUCUAUAUCUUUGGAAAGAGACUCAAUUUUACGACUCGAAGAUGCCACCGCGCCUGCCUCUUUCACAUACAUUGCGACAGCCCUCGGUCUUGUCGGUUCGCGUCAGAGUCACAAGAUUUAGCACCAGUGCGGAUGAUGCCGUGAUACAGACCCAGCAGAUCCCUGCGCCGGGCUCCGGGAAUAUUCGAGUCCUGCUGCUGAACAGACCCAAAGCCAGAAACGCAAUUUCCAAGAAUCUUUUGGACGGUCUGUCUAAGCAUGUCCAGUCCAUAUCCGCGGAGGGAGGCAACGGUCCUACACGGGCCUUGGUCAUUGCCAGCAAUGUGGAUUCGGCCUUUUGUGCGGGCGCAGACCUGAAAGAGCGAGUAAACAUGACCAAGCAGGAGUGA
Aspergillus oryzae RIB40 is the source of this 546-nucleotide messenger RNA. RefSeq names its product putative mitochondrial methylglutaconyl-CoA hydratase (Auh). The record is from RefSeq and is a predicted model, not a curated record. Bases 1 to 546 code for a protein of 181 amino acids. Gene Ontology annotation, molecular function: enoyl-CoA hydratase activity. The transcript is spliced from 2 exons. Gene Ontology annotation, cellular component: mitochondrion. NCBI's taxonomy places the organism in Eukaryota, Fungi, Ascomycota, Eurotiomycetes, Eurotiales, Aspergillaceae. Gene Ontology annotation, biological process: fatty acid beta-oxidation.